GCGCGCACGCGCGGUGUGCGUCAGUAAUGUGAACUCGUCGGAAACAUCAGUGAGAGGAAAGGUAACGUUAGACUAGCGACAGAUAACGAGCUGAGACAGUGAUAUACAACAAAACCAGCACGGAGGAACAAAGGAAGCUCAACUACCAGUCUCGCUGAUGUUGUUUUAUUCUUUCAGACUGGAUUUAGAAGAGUUCGGGAUAAAGCUAGCCGCUGUAAGUUACCGUUAGCUCGUCGAACAAAGCCAGAACGCGAUUCUCCGGCCAGAUAACUUCACCCCAGACGUCCUCAGUCUGGAGGUCUGGUAAGUGUUUUCGCGGGAGUCUUCUCUUAACUGCGCGUGCUGCUGAUCGAUCACACAGCAUGUAAGGUUAGCUCUGUGUUUAGUCACGUGACCAGAUGAUCAGAGACCGGGAGAGGAUUUUGAAGACGUCUCGAGAUGUGUCCUGUGUUUGAUUGACAGUCAUGGGAGGCUGCGUGGGGCGCGAGCGCGAGGAGUCACGUGGACGCGCAUCGAGGAAGCGCGGAGGUCGUAAUGAGCCGCUGAAGAAAGACAAGCCCAAGUGGAAGAGUGAUUACCCCAUGACAGAGGGCCAGCUCCGCAGUAAGAGAGAUGAGUUCUGGGACACGGCUCCAGCGUUCGAGGGCCGGAAGGAGAUCUGGGACGCCCUGAAGGCCGCCGCUGUGGCUCUGGAGUGUAACGAUCAUGAACUGGCUCAGGCUGUGGUGGACGGAGCCAACAUCACGUUACCACACGGAUCCCUGACCGAGUGUUACGACGAACUAGGAAACCGAUACCAGCUCCCGGUGUAUUGUCUGGCUCCGCCGGUCAAUCUGAUCACCGAAAGAAGCGAAGAAGACCUGUCUGAAAACCCCGAGCCCCCUUCCACACAGAAGAAAGAGUUCCAGCUGAAAGUACGGCUCUCCACCGGCAAAGACGUGCGUCUGAACGCCAGCAUGAGCGACACCAUCGGCCUGCUCAAGAAACAGCUGCAAGCUCAGGAGGACAUCGAGCCCAUCCACCAGCGCUGGUUCUUCUCCGGGAAGCUCCUCACAGACAAGACCCGGCUGCAAGACACCAAGAUCCAGAAGGACUUUGUUAUCCAGGUCAUCGUGAACCAGCCCACGCCGGACCACUAGGAUGGACUAGACCGGGAUAGAGGACCAAACCACAGCAGCUGAGAGAACAUCGAGCGACUCGAUCCUGCUGGAACAAAUACACCAAACGCUGACUUGAGCAGAAGUGCCUGCGUGUGUUUGGUAGCGAAGCACACUGAUUCGAGUCUCUCUGAAAGCCAUCUCUCCCUGUUUAAGAUAAUCCAACCUGAGCUUCAUUUUGCACACUUGAGUACCUUCGAAUAGCUGUGCCUUGAAAGAAGAGUAAAUGCUGGGUUUAUUUCGCUUCGGUCACUUUCACUCGCUUUGUAUUUCAGGACUGACGUCUUUGAGCACAACUGUACUUUCUAUGCAAUCCUAAAACUAAAAAAAAAAGACUUUUUAAUGCUUCUUACACCUCUAUCAGUGGCAUUACGAGGCUGUUAUAUUUUGAGAAUGCAUUGCAACAUAUUCGUCAGAUCUGUAUCAGGCCGGCGAAGUCUGUUCAUUUCAGUCGUUUGUUUUUCUGCUCCUGAUUAUAUCAGCGAGUGACUCACACCGGUUAGAAACAGCUCAUUAACUCAAUAACAACUGCUCCUCAUUACGCCGUGUUUCUAGUCUCACGCCAUUCCUUCUACUUCACUCUCUUUUUAAGCAUUUUUUGUUGUUAAAAGAUACGUGGAGAUUUAUGGACGAGAGAAAUCAUAUUAAUUUAUCAUUGCAAAUUGCUAGUUUCACUGGGCAUGCAUCUUUCUGCAUUCAAGCAAUAUUCCAGGUUAAAUACAAGUACUCUGCAUUGAAUAGAAAACACGCAACUCCAUCAUUUUAACAUGUAUGCACUUUCAGUAUAAGUCCAUGUGGUGUUUAUCUCAGAUAUUUACAGUAUGCAGUAGAUUUAAGGGGUUUUUCAGCAGAAAAUUAAAAUACUGUCAUCCUUCCCUGUGCAUCACAAAAUCUGAAAAUGUCUUACACUUUUCUUUUAUUGUCUUUACAUUGUAUUAUUGUGGUCCGGUGUUAUUUUGUUUGACAUAAAAAGUUGAAAUUAUGAUAUAAAAAGUAAUGUUUAAUAAAAUUAGAAAAUUGCAAUCAAAAUAAAAAGUUGAGAUCAUAAUUCUGACAAUAAUUUAACCUUGACAAGUCAAAAAUAUGACUACUGUUAUGAUAAAUACGAUCUCAAAGUCAAAAGUCACAACUUAUAACUUCUCUCAGUUAUGGCUCAUACAUAUAUAAUUUUUUUGUAAGUUUGAAUAUUUGUCAGAAUUACAAUUAAGUGAAAUUGAGAUUUGAAUUUUCAUAAGUUGCUUUUUGUCUCAUACUUUUGUCGUCUUUUCAAAGUUUUCUCAUUUUUAUUUCAUAAUAAAAGCCAGUGUGGUCCUUUCAUGUACAAAGCAUUUCUAUAAUCACACGGGUCUGGAGCAUGAGGGUGAGUAAAUGAUGAACACUUCGAGUUUUGGGUGAACUGUCCCUUUAACCUGGAACAUGCCCAGUUUGUCAUCUGUUUGAAUGUAUGUGUGAUGUGUGAUUAGGUGUUUCUCGUGACAUCAAGUUUCCAGAUUUGAGUGAGGAAGCCGUACAUGAGGAUCUUUUUAGCCCCACAAUGUUGGGACAAUUUCAGGAGACUCGUUUUGAAUUUUUUUUCCUUAAAAUCCCAGAAUAUAAGCAGCCAUUUCUCUUACCUCAAGCCUGUGUUGUAUGGAAGCUGUUUCUGCCACAUAAGAAAAAACAGUGUUUUACUGAAUCAUAAUUGUGACGUUAUUAUGAAAUCAUGUAAAAAUUGAGAUUACAAAGUAAAACGCAUAAGAGAAGUGA
This is a messenger RNA of Carassius auratus (goldfish), 2903 nucleotides long. RefSeq names its product ubiquitin domain-containing protein 1-like. Gene Ontology annotation, molecular function: protein binding. The record is from RefSeq and is a predicted model, not a curated record. The transcript has 3 exons. NCBI's taxonomy places the organism in Eukaryota, Metazoa, Chordata, Actinopteri, Cypriniformes, Cyprinidae. Bases 465 to 1139 code for a protein of 224 amino acids.